AUGAGCCAUUCGGGCAAGUAUCGCUCCUCUUCUCCCGGGGGCAGACGCAUCGUGGACCCCAUGCGCGCGUCCACGGGGACGGUAACCCUUGGUUCCUCCGGCGAUAUCUACAAUUCCCCCACAAGCUAUUAUGGAUAUGAUGGAUAUCUCUCUACCCAAGUUGCAGAGAGGGUCUCGGACUACAGGAGCGGCUACGAGCCUCGCCGCAUGCCCGACCGCAAGCUCGAAGCGCAGCCCAUCUCCUCAGUGACCUACAGAGAUGCCAGCCAGUCCACGAAGCUGAGGACGGAAUACGCCAUCCGCCCACGGCCGAGAUCUUCCACCGUCGACUCCAAUCGGUACUCUCUAAGUCUAGUCAUACCUACGUCCAAGAGUCGCCAACCGCCCGUCAUCACUUCUGCCUACGAAAGAUCUACGAGUCCUCUCCGGCCGCGAUCUGCAUAUGGGCGGGAGGACGCCGAGCGCUAUAUCACACCAGCGUCCUCAAUCGCGGGUCGGAACCAUCGACGCAUAUACAGUUCCGAAUACAGGAGUGACGCUGCUCGGUCAGAUAGAGCGCGCCGGGACCGGAGUGUCUACCGAGUCUAUCGACCAAGCGGCGUGUCAGCGUAUUCCGACUCCAGGAAACGGGAUGACUCGGAUUAUUAUGACGCCUACUCGUAUACCAGCCCAAGAGACCUGUUCGAGAAAGACUCGGCCGUGCGUAGCUCGCAGCGGGGCACUUAUCGGACAGGGCGCCCCUUGAGCAUGACGGGUGCGGAGGCAUAUCUCGGGCAAAGUUCCCAUAGGAAGGAUUCCCGGUCCCAAGGUCCACCGCCCUCCCAAAGGGGUUUCGAUAGAAUCGUCGAGGACAGGUUGCGCCGUCGGAGCCGUAGCCGCGCUGACAGUGACGCCAGUCGUGAUCCGUCCGGCUCUCGUCGAUUGUCAUGGCAACGUACCCCGGUAUCUCUUCACCAGGAUCGAGACGAUGCGUAUCUGUCCUACCCUGACGACCUUAAGGAAUCCCGCCGCCAUCGUCGUCGCCAUUAUGAUGAGGGAUCCCUCAGUCGACGCCAUCGAGACCAUCGUGACUCCCGCAGGCACACCACGGAUGACCUACUUGAGCCCGUUCUGGGAGGACUGGCUACUCUGGGCUUGGCCAGCGGAUACUCCGAAGAUGCUGAUCCUGACCGCCCGUCACGGCGCGAACGAAACAGGUCUCGGGGGCCGGAUCGCGGCCGUGAGCGCGAAAGUGAAAGCGAUUCUGAGUCUCGAGAUUAUAGAGAUGGAGGCGCCCAGAGCAAGGGCAAAGGACUGACUGCGGACGAGGUCGAAUACCGCCGCCGGCGCCGGAGAGAGCGAUCAAGACUGCGUGAUCACAGCGACUCGUAUGAGUCUUCCAGCUCAGAGGAGGAGCUGCGGAAGAAGCGGCGUGAGAAGGCGUCUCGAAAACAGUAUGAUUCCGAGAGCUCCGACAGCGAUCCCGACCAGCGGUCCCGUGAGGAUGCUGACAAGCCAAAGCGUCAGCGCAAAGAUGAUAUUCCUGCCGACGCGGGCAAGCGAUCUCCUGAUGAAGAUGCUAAGGAUCGCGCUGCUCGGAAGCCGGCGGCGGUCGAACCAACUCAACCAGCCCCUACCAAGGAGCCAGAAGCUCCGCCUAAAGGGAUUCUGAAGCCACCUCGCGAUAAGUUUCCCGAAGACGAGAAUCCCAUCAGAGAGGGAGUGGCGCCCCCCAAGGACGCCCAGAAGAAAGGAAUUCCUCCUGGAGCACGAUGGACGAAAAUCGAUCGCCGACUGGUCAACCCGGCGGCUCUUGAAGCAGGGCACGAGCGGUUCGAAGAACGGCCGGAGUAUGUCAUCGUUUUGCGGGUGUUGACCAAGGAAGAAAUCCAAGCCUACGCUGUCAAAACGCAGGAAAUCAGAGAUGCCCGCUAUCGAGCCAUGCGAGAAGAGCGCCGCAGGCGUCGCGAAGAGCGACGUCGCAACGGUGAAAACGAUUCUUCGUCCAGCGACGAUGAGGAUGACGAUGAUGAUACACCUUUGGCGAUCGAAGCACCUCCGGAGAAGUCGAAGUAG
Messenger RNA from Rasamsonia emersonii CBS 393.64, 2055 nucleotides. RefSeq lists its product as uncharacterized. Lineage: Eukaryota; Fungi; Ascomycota; Eurotiomycetes; Eurotiales; Trichocomaceae. The transcript has 2 exons. Bases 1 to 2055 code for a protein of 684 amino acids. The record is from RefSeq and is a predicted model, not a curated record.